This is a messenger RNA of Prinia subflava (tawny-flanked prinia), 12379 nucleotides long. It is a transcript of the gene LCORL, whose product is annotated as ligand dependent nuclear receptor corepressor like. The transcript is spliced from 9 exons. The record is from RefSeq and is a predicted model, not a curated record. Gene Ontology annotation, molecular function: DNA binding. The coding region runs from base 335 to 5779 and encodes 1814 amino acids. Gene Ontology annotation, cellular component: nucleus. Lineage: Eukaryota; Metazoa; Chordata; Aves; Passeriformes; Cisticolidae. Gene Ontology annotation, biological process: regulation of transcription by RNA polymerase II.
AUCUCGAUUGUUUCAACAGAUGUUUUCUUUGUUGGGGAAAUAGAAUCCUGGAUCUUCAAGUACAGUCUUAGUGUCAGUGCCGAUCCUCCCCGACGGCUGAGCAGGGAAACGGGUCUAGUGUGGCUGGGAGGUAUUCCUAAGGAUUUGAAGAGUCUAACAAAGUUAGUGUUAACUGGAAGGUCUGAACAAAUGGCUGGCUUGAUGGCUAAAAUGGCAACAUGGUGGAGGAAGGAGGGGUUUUGAAAGUAUUUUAGAAGGGCUUUAUGGACCAAGGCUACGAAGAGACCUCAGUUUAUUUGAAGACUGUGAACCAGAAGAGCUAACUGACUGGUCUAUGGAUGAGAAAUGUUCCUUUUGUAAUUUACACAAAGAAACAGCCAGUGAUCGUGCAUCAGUUUUCGGUUCUUCACAGUCAACGCCUACAGAGGAACUGUCAUCUCAGGGCCAGUCCAACACUGAUAAGAUUGAAUGCCAAGCAGAAAACUAUCUAAAUGCACUCUUUCGAAAGAAAGAUCUUCCUCAGAACUGUGAUCCUAACAUUCCCCUAGUUGCUCAGGAAUUAAUGAAAAAAAUGAUCCGUCAGUUUGCGAUUGAGUACAUUUCAAAAAGUAGCAAAAUUCAAGAGAACAGAAAUGGUUCAUCAUUUGAACCAAGUCUGAUGUGUAAAAGUAUCCAAAUGAACCAAACGGAAAACUCCCUUCAGGAAGAACAGGAUAGCCCUCUAGACCUCACUGUGAAUCGAACUCAAGAACAGAAUACUCAGCAAGGGGAUGGAGUGCUAGAUCUCUCUACAAAGAAAAGCGCGAGGUUGGAAGAACCAAAAUGCGAUCCCUUGUGUUCUGAAAACUCAGUGUCUGGUUCAAGCUCAACAGCUGAUGCAAAUUCAGAGGAAACAGCUAAUUUGGAAAAAGGAAAAUCAACAUUAAACAAAGUUUUGGAGUCUUUUUGUUCAUAUCACUGGCAACAGACUUUGGCUAUGUUAAAAUUCCUAAUACAGGAUGAAAAUAUUCCUAUAGUUUGCAGUUGCAAGCAAACACAUUUGGUUCACUCUGAAACUGCCAGUUCCCUUACUGAAGAGGAUGCUCACAGUCCAUUUUGCAGUUGCAAUGGACACAUGCUGACAAAAAGGUGCUGUUUACAAAAUCAAAGACCAAACACUUGUUUACCACCUCUGUCUGUUUGUAUUAAAGAUUUCCAUUCUUUGUCAUGCCAAGCUGUAGCAAUUGGAUGUAUUAAGACAAUGGUGAACAAAGCAUGUAGUUCUCCUAAGUAUUGUGCUGACCAAUUGCAAAAUUGUAACAGGCAUUCUGUGAAAGCAGCAGCAUGUACAUAUUCAGCUAAGGACUCUGACCUCUUAAGCAGCAUUAAAAACUCAAACAGAUCCCGCAGCCCAUCGCCCCCUCCACUGUCACCUGUACACAGUAAAGAAUUUGAAUUGGCAGAAGGAAUGGUUAUGGAUUUUCCAACUUUAGACAACAACAAGCUUGAAAUAUCCAUCAACCAGCCUCCAUCCCUCUUGCCAGCUGAAGGAUGCAAGGGAGAACUUGAGUAUGAGGGUAAAACGUGCGAAGGAAAGGAGAUGGAUUAUUCAGAUGGAGCACUGGUAUCAGCAGACCAAGAAAGCAAUGAUGGCUGUAUGAACUCUGAGAAAGGUGAACAUUCUGCCAUUUUUCAAGAUUUAAUGGACCGCAUUAAUGAGAAGUUGAAAUCAAUAGACACUACAGAUCUAGCAACAAAUCUUGUAAAACUUUCUAGCAGUGACAGGGCACCAGAAAAUGAUGUCAAAUUAGGAGACUUCAUAACUUCUCUUUUGCAUAAUGCUAAGGCAAGUGAUUACAGCUUUAUGGAAUUACUUCGCCAACAUGAUAAACAAGUGGAAAAUAAAAUUAUCCAAACAAGAUUUCGCAAGCGUCAGGAAACUCUGUUUGCAACGUAUAAUUCUCCUGAUUCACCAGUCAUUCGACGACAGUCUUUGCAAAUCAAGAGGGAGCUUGCAAGCCUUGAUGAAACUGUUGUAAGAAAAAGGUCAAUUUCUGAGAGAAAUGCAAAGAAAUCUACAAAAAAAUUUGAGAAAAUGCAUCCAAAUAAACUACAUAGUUUUACUCUGAUAGAAGGUGAGACUUUGCAACAUCUUGAAAGUAAUCCAUGUAUGAAUUGCCAAACCAAACCUAUGUGCUUUCCAGUACACCAAACAGAGUCUUUCAAACUACCUCUUACUAAUUUUCAGACCAGCUCCAGCUUUUUAGUUCUUUCAGAAAACAGUGCUAUUGCAGCCAGCCAGGCAAAACUCCCAAAUACACAAGGAGAUUGUGCAACCUUAAAAGAGACUGGUCAGAUUCCUCUGAAGGAUGAGAGUAAUGAGAUCUUGAGUAGAACUAAACGUAACAUUGUGCCUCCUGGGUGGUACUCUGUGUAUGUGACAAACAAUAUCAUGUUUAGAAAGUCAUCCAGUACAAAAAAGUCUUUGAAGAGUUUGGAAAAAAUGAAAAUAAAUAAAAAUGUUUAUGCUGAAAGAUGCAGUGACAUAAAUAUAAGCAAAAUAGUGAGAGACACAAAUCUGCAAGUUGUUGUGGAGCGUUUAGAAGAUACAAUAAACUUAGCCAGAAAGACUAGCGACUCAUUUUUGGAUAGUUACAAAAUAAGCCAAAAAUUAAAAGAUAAUGCUUAUGAGCAGGUUAUGAACCCAGCUCCUAGAAGGGGCUUACCUUUCACUCUGAAUGAAAUGGGAUGCAUGGGACAAAGCUUCCUUCCACAUUCACAUGUGCCAAACAGCAGUAAAAUCAAAGCAAUUUGUGUUGCAUCAAACACACAAGAAACUGUUAUAGAUCAAGAAAUUAAUGACAGCCUUUUGGGAUCUCUGACCUUUAAUUCAAGCAGUUCAGCUUCCAGUAAUGGGGACUUGCAUGUACCAUCUGAAGCCGGGGAGAUCUCAUCUCCCUUAAACUACUCCAGUCCUAUUAAGCUUAUGUUUGUCUCAGAAGUUAACAGUCAUGAAGGAGUCAAAUACACUUUGACAUCUGCAGCUGCAUCUUCUAAAGGAAGCACAGACCUUUCUUUGUUUCAGGGGCAUGCAGACACUUUGUUAGAUAAUCGGGCCACAGGUGACCUUUGUCAUACAGUCUGUGUCAAGGGUUGUGAUUGCAGUGAAAAUGAUACUAAGGAGGGGUCAAGCUGUGUUUAUGCAGAAGCAGUUACAAGCUCUUGUCCAGUUGGUCAAAUUAACAUGAAUGACUCAAAAAAAAAAGAUGAAGUUGUGGAGAAAUCAAGCAGUAGCAGUGAAUCAGUUUUCAAAAGAAAACCUGGUAGACCAAAGAAAAUAGGUCCUCAAGUAGUUAAGCAGGUUAAGAGACCUAUUGGACGGCCUCCUAAACCAAAAGUAGAUGGGAGUGGAAGCACAAAACCUAGACCUGAACUUAGCUGUGGUGGUAAAAGUGUCAAGUCUGAUGCAGCAGCAAUGGAAGAAGUUAACAGCAACAAAAAUAUUACUGUGACAGUUGUUUUUGGAAGGUCAAGAAGAACUAAGAGACAUGUUUCUGAAGGUAAUCUAAAUCUCAUCAGCAUUCUGCCCACACAACAUAUUGAUUCUAAUUUUGCCAAUGAUCCCAGCAGAGCAAGGCACAAUGCAGAAACUGGAAAUGCUUUGACUGAAAUGGUAAAAGCCUUCCAGAAUCCUUCUACUGAAAUGGAGGUCUCUGGUUAUGACUAUGUCCGGCCUAUCAAGAGUAAUCUGGCGUCACCACAUCCUUGCAGCAAUGUCAUCCGGCAGAUUAAGAAACCAUUGACCACCGUUCGAAAACCUGGCAGGCCAGCAAAAGUAAAAAUUUCCGGCAUAUCAGUGACUGUCAGCAGACUUUCACCUCAGGAAAGAAAAGUGAGCAUCAGCAACGGUUUGCCUCCUUUACAGCAGCAGAAUGUGCUAGAAAAAAACAUAUCACAGGAAAGAAAAAAUCAACUGUGCAAUAAUAUGGGUCAAGUAAAGAACAUGCAGAAAGAUUCUAGAGAGGACGGACCACACAAUGUUACCACAACAGUGUCAAGAAAACGUGAAAUUCCAUCCAGACACUCUGCUAGAGACAGAAAACCUUCACUGCAUUUUUUGCAUUCAUUAGCAUCUUCUAGUGCAUUUACUUGUAGAAGUGCCUUACUACAUAAAUCUUAUAAACUCCAUUUGAAAAAAGCUAAAGGGCGAAAGGAAAAACUCAAACAAUCAAAUCAGAGCACAGCAUCCAAAGAUACCUCAGAACUGAGAAAUUCAGAAAAUGCUAAAAAGGAUCUUAAGGAUGGUGAAUUUGGGCCCAUUAAUGAAGUAUCAUUGGAUCCCAUUUUUUCAUCAAAUCCCUCUCUCAGGUGGUGGCCUACUUCCACUUCAAGUGACACCUUGUUGGAAGAACUAAACAAUAGGUUUGAACAGAUGACUAAUACCUGGUUGAGAGUGGGGGGAAGUGAGUUUGAUAAAUGUGUAUGUGAAAAAAGGGAUCCCAUUGAACAAGAUUGCAAUACUGAAAUGUCAGACCCUCUAGACUCCUGCCUUGUAGAACUUGAAACUUCACCUGUAAAAAUGCUUUUCCAGAAAAAGUGUAAUAUGAAUGAGCUCUGCACCUGGUUUAUGCAAACUACAGAAACACAGUCUCUCUCUCUUGUGAGAAAGGCAAACGCUCGCAAUCCCUUAGAAGUAGUUAGCACUAGAGAGGUAAAGAUGGAAACGAAACAGUCUGAUCCUAGCACUUGCCCUUUCAGAAAGCACUUUAAAAAGUUUGCACUAUCGUCCCCUUCAAAACCAGCAGGGAAAUUGCAAAUAUUACAUAACAUGGUGAGGUCUCCAGUCUUAAGCAUGAAAAGUAAUUUCACUUUAGCCAGAUUAAGAAGAAACGAAUUUAAGAAGUUGCAGCAUGAUAGGUGGGGACAAACAAAAAAGCUCUAUAAUCAGGCUUCUGGAGGCUGGAAAUCAAAAAAGAAAAAUCUGCAGUUAUUUUGCCAAAGCCAGUUGUUUAAAAGUACAAGUGGGGAAACCAGUGAUGAAACACCCAAGCUGCAGGAGAAAAAUAAAGUGGAAAUCCAGCCCACUCAGACUUUAGUAGAGUCUCAGAAUAGCCUCUUGCCAACUGAAAAUGAAGCCAGAGAUGCAUUUGUUCAACAGAUGAUGGGAUCUUCUGACUUUAACCCACAUCCUGGUUUAACAAAUAUAUUUAAGUCACAUUCAGAGGCAAAUGGAACAAUUCGUUGCCAGCAAAAUGUUAGAAAAGAACAAAGCCAAGAUAAACUGUUUCAAAAUACUUGGAAAGCCAAAACCUUUAAAGACUGUAGGAUAUUUCUGAGAAAAAUCAACCAUAUUGAGCAGCACAAUUCAUGUAAGUUAAACAAUGUCAUUUAUUCUCCUGAAGCUGUUGACAGUAGAAGCACUCAUGCCUAUAUGGAAGAAAAAAGACAUCCUCUUUUAAGGUCCCAUUCUACUAAACAAAAUACAUUAAAGAAACAAGAAUAUGAAGUGGAAACAUCUAAAGGAUCUAAUUCUUCUAAAGUGACUGAAAAGCUAGAUGGCCCAUGUCACGGCAGAAAAUUAAGUAGCAGUGUAAACCAGGAUGAUAAUCCUUCUGGUAGUUCUGAAGGUCUUACUAGAAUAAACAAAAGAAAAAGUCCACAAUGGGAGACCACUGAUACAAAUUUAAGAAAAAGGCAUAAGAGACAAUCAUGCAGUAGUGGACAAAUGGCACCUUAUUACCCAAAGUACCAAGUAGGUUAUGUGCUGUCAUCACUAGUAAAUUACACCCUAAUUUUAUGACUGCUUCAUGUCCACUUCAGUGACAGCUUACAUGAAUAUUUUAUAUCCUUGUUCUUGAAGAACCCGUGCCUUCUGUGGACUGCUAAAGAGUGUAAUAUCACAAAACAUUCUUGUCAAAAAGAUCACUGUUCUACAUAACUUUCUCAGUCAAGCUGCUUUAAAUAAUUAAAACUUAAAAAGGGGGAAGGAAUGUUGUUGCUAUUUAAACUUGUCAACAUAUAUUCAAGUCUGCCCUGUAUUUUGGGGAGCCAUUAGAAAGGAGCUUUGUACUUCCAUGGCUGUGCAAGCCUGAUUAAUUUAUUUUUAAAAUGAGUUUUUGUUCCCAAAUUCUUCAAUGAAAUUGCAAUUUAAAACCUUUUAUAUUGCCUAUGAAGUGUUGUGUGUCAUUUUCUGAGGCUGACUGGUUUUGGGGAGAAAGCUACCUUAUUUUUCUAACUGCACUCUGAAACUGUUGCCAUCCAUUCCACUUUGCUAAAUGUUUACAUGAAAAUGUAACACCUGCUCUCAGGUGUUGCUGUUGUGCUGUGGCCUUUGAAGAUGAAGUACUAAUGAUUAGUACUGCUACAUAAUUUUAUCUCUGUGCAAGUUGAAUUUGAAGCUUGAACAAUUUGGGGUUAUCUCAAUACAUAGAUUCAGAAGAAACGCUUCCAGUAAGUAGUGCUCUUUCCCUGACAGGCCAAGAGUGCUCACGAAUUCCUACCUGCCUCUUCUAGCUAUCUUUCUCAUAUAUUUUGUAUUAAUUUCAUACUUUAAUUUUAAUUUAAUUAUUUUUUUAUUUUUGUAUUAAUUCAUGCUUCCUUUUUUUUCACCCUCAAACUGAGAAAACAACUCUGAGAUAGUCUCAAUAGCAAAAUAAACUUUCCACCAUCAUUUCAGCCUGGGAUUAUGGCUGGUUCUGACUUCUCACCCUGUCUCUUUAUCUCCAUUCAGUUCACCUCUUGUCUUGGUAUUUUGUACUGUUCUAUUUGUCUUAGCACUCCAGCCUUGCUAAACUCGACUCUUACAGCUAACUUUUAAGACACCCUGAAUAUUGCUCAUCUCCCCAUCUUGCUUUGAUUGAUUUCCAGGGCAUUUCUUUCUCUCUCUGAUUCUCAAAUGUGAUUCCAUCCAUAUAGCUGAAAUGUUAUUUCAUAUUACAAUGAGAAUCCAGUUGGUAAAUGGAAAUGAGAAAUUAAAAAUUUUCUUUGUAGAUUUCUUUGCUGCUGGGUUUUGCCAUUGUGGGAAAAAUUAGUUUAAAUUUUAGAGACAGUCGGACUGUGCAUGCUUGGUUUGCUGUCUUUUCAAUAUAUAUUACAUUAACAAAUCAAUCUCUGUUGGAAAUCAUACCGAGGCUACUGUAGUCAUUGUAGAUUUUAACCUAGUGUAUUCCACUAGUUCCUUUUUUGAGAAAUCAUUUGAGUAGAAUUUGUACAGAGAACUUUUUUGUUGUUUUUUAUUCUGCUUAAGUUUUACUGUUUCUACUCAGUGUUUUUGAAACCCUUCUGUAAAAGCCUCGAGUCCGUGCUGUGUGUCACAGAUGCUCUUAUGCUUUCCAAGCUACCAGUCUGCAAUCACUGCUGGCAGUGUUUAACAAGUGCAAGUUUGCAGAAUUUCUGUCAGACAGGGGAUAAGAGCCAGUUUGACCUUGCUUCCAAAUAGUGGGGAAGGAGUUGUUUUCACCUGUAGGUGUUGCAGAAGACUUAGAGAAACACAGCCCUACAGUGAUAUGUUCAUAGCUGCUUUACAGCACACAAGCACACAACAUUGAUGGCAGUCUCUGAUGGGAAAUGCUGAGGACUGACCUAACAGAUAAGAGACAUUUUCACCCAUUCCAACUUUUUCUUUUUCCUACUUUUUUUCAACAUGUUGUGACAGAUUAACUCAGCAAAUAUAUGGACUUGAGCUAGCCAGAUUUUUUUAAACUUUAUCAUUUUCGUACAACAACAACAGGUGUCAAAUAUCCUGUUUUUCCAGAAGAAUGUGGCUCCAAACUGGAGAGAAAAUAAGCAAUUCAAAUAUUAUUUUUCUUUUGUGCUUGGCAGCCACAACUUUUCUGGUAUUGUUCUCCCAUCCUGCUAUUAAAAAUCAGUAUUUCUAAUAGUGUAAUGAUGAUUUGGGUAAAACUAAAGAAAGAAAUGUGAAUUUUUUUUUUUUUAAUUGUAUUCAGGCAGUUUUAACAGGAAGUAUGGAAAACAACAAGAUUUUCUUUAGCACUUAGGGGCAUGGGGAGGCCACUCAUUGCUUACUUUUGUAGAAGUAAGAAUUGAAACCUUUCUAUUCCUUUCUAUUUAAUGAUAAGGGGAAAAUCUGGGGGGGCAAGAUGAUGCCUUUAGGCCCCAGCAGGUGUGGAAACUUAACUACACACAGGGCUCUCUGCUUAGCCAAGGAGACCAGAGAGGACCUGAGAGUCCAUUGAUGUUACUCUGAUCUGCCUGCUGAGUUAGAAUAAUGCAGGGGUGAUUUGUUAGAAAAACACAGGCAAUCCAUCCUUUCUGCAGUGCUGUUGAAAGAUGGCAAAUUCAGAGGUGAUUCGGUAAUGGUGAUAGGGGAGCUGGGAGUUACAGCACACACAAAACCAUCCUGAGGUCCUCACUGACUGUUCCAGAGCCACUGGUUUGGUGUGGGGCAGCUUCCAAAGAAAGCCCAGAGCACGUGAGGGCAUUGCCAGCUUGCACUGAGCCAGCAGUGUGUCCUGUCAUCCUGCACAGCGUGCUGUGCCUGUCCUCAGUGCCCUGCCUGCCACCCCUCUGUGCUCCACAUGGCUCUGGGGAAGAGUCAGACCCCUCUGAGACUCAACAGGCCCCUUGCACAGACUCUUGUGGCAGAGCACCUGCCAGGGGGCUGCUGAAUUUGGCUCCCUCAGGGUGUUUUUUCAGAUUGCUCUUGUUUCAGAUCAAAAAGUAUAGUCACGUUUCCAUAGCCCUUUUUUUGUUCUUUACGCUCUAAGAACAGACAACAAUUAUAUGGAUCAGUUAUUAUACAUGGUGAAAUAGAAAAUAUUUUCAAUUAUGCAGGAAAUAUGUUACCAGCACUUCAAGACUAUUUAGAGAAAAGGGCUAGGAGAGGGUAAUUAAAGAUUAAGAAAAAAAUACUGGAUUUUCAAGAAAUCUCACUGAUUUGUUAUACAAAUUUUGAAAAAAAAAUGAAGAUGGUUUUCAUCUUUUUCUCUGGAAUUUUUAGCACUGUUGUCCUGUCUUCAAAUUCCUUAGUGAAAACAGAGCUAUUGGAUAUGACAUGGCUGGAGUACCUAUUCCAUGUCACAGAAGCACCUGUAGCUGACUUCCACAAAUCACAUGCAGCAGAAGCUGAUUAACUGAGUCACUCCCAAGUGAAUAAAAACAAAACAGAUGAUAAUUGCUGGAAUGGUAAACACAUGGCAUCAGAACUGAAAAUUCUAACCUUUUUAGAGACCAUUAUGUAAGGUCAGUAGAUGCCUGUUGUCUAGGAAAUCGAAGGCAACUCCAUCUCCUUACCGGUGUGAGUGUUGGUAGUGCAGAGCUCCAGGGGGCUGUAAAGGGGGGAUAUUCUUCCAGGCUCUCCUGGCUUAGGCUUCAGGGCUUCUGUGACCACCAGGCUGUAACUGGAAUUCCUGACAGGAGGGUUGUUCUGUGUAACAUCUUCUUUAACUGGGAAUGCUUAACACACUGUGGAGCUUGUGCAAGUAGAGUGGAAUAAAAUUUAGAGUAGAAUCUGUUGACAGAUUUGACUGGAAAAAUUCAACUGCUUCUGUUUAACUUUAUCCCUUUAAUUACAAUUCUCUGAUUUUAAAAUAUUUAAAUACACCAAAUUUUGUACCUUGUUACUUCAACAGCUGGAAAAUAAAUCACUACAUGUAAAGGGCUGAAAAGCAAGAUGAAAGACUAGGUUCUUCUUGGUUAACAAAUAUAUUAAAGCAGAUCUCUAACAAUAAUAACCACUUCAUUUUUAUCAAGGUAAAAUUUUCUAAAAUACUUAAACUUUUUUUUUGUUGAUGUUACCCAUAAUGAGGAACUGGGGUAAAAAAUUAACAUUUAUCUAUGUUUUUAUGCAUUCAUUUAAAAAGCAAUCUUGAGUUUCCUAGCGUUCUUCUCUGAGAGGUAAAGGGAUCACCACGUGACAAUUAUCAAUACACACUGCAGUUCUAGUUUUGCAAAUUCAGUCCAGCCAACUGCACCUUGUACAGAAACCUGUACAAACCUAAAAGAUGCCGAGUAAGAUAGUCCCUGACAGAGCUGAGUCCUUGGAAAGGGCUGUUUGGUUCUAAAAGAGCACUCAGCAUUUUCAGUUGUAAUCCAAGCAAAUGGGAAGGAAUGAUGGUCACACCAAAUCUUAGGAUACACUGUUACCACCAGCAGUGUAGUUUGGAAAAUGGCCUUUACCAGCUUGGUGCAAUUCCUCGUUGAUCUACGGAAGGAACGUGCCAGGCCAUACAAAGAGCCCGAACCUUUGGCUUUUUCUCUCUGGCACUUGCCCAGCAUUCAACACAGUUUAUUUACUGCUUUGUCUACUGUUUUAAAGACAGGCAAAAUGCUGGGGUUUGAAGCACCUUGCAGGUAUAUACUACUUCAUAGUUUGCAAUUUCUUCAUUCCCAAUGCAUUUAUGUUCCUUUCAGAUAGCAGCCACCACCACCAAAGAAACCAAAACCCAAAGCCAGCCUAACCCUUAAAACACCAGACCAAAACCUUCCUACCCUAUCCUUCAUUUAGCUGUUGGGUAGUUGUUAAAAGUUAUGUUUUGCUACCUGGCCAUGCCUGAAAAGCACAAAAUCAGUAGGGGUGAGGAAAGCUGCUAACUGCAGAAGUCACCCUUACCAUCUCCCAUAUGCACUUAAUCCCAUGGUCAUAAGAAAAGCUUUUGACUUUCUGAGGACAAAGAUCCAACUCUGAAGAGACUGCAAACUCUGUAAAAAAGAAAGUAACUCUCGUAAAAAAGAAAGUAACCUGGCUGACUGAAGUCCUGUCUGUCAUCUACACCUACACUCCUUUUCCUGCAGGAAGGAAAAGAUCAGAGCAACCAGAGGGAAAAGGGUACAAGGCAAAAGAUAAAGGCUGAAUAAUGACACAAGGAAAUGCAGGGCAUGGGACAAGUGCACCAGUUUGGAGGGUUGGGAGCUGGUGUUACUAAAUGAGAAAUUUCUGUUUCUAUGCCAUGGCAGAAAGACACACAACCUUGAGGGGAGCUUAAAUUAAAACGCAAAAGAAUUAAAAAUGUUUCUAAUAUCUGUGACAACAGUGAAUUGUCAUUUUAGCUGUUGCCUAAGCUCUUUCCCUUUUGCUGUGACAUAGGAAAUGUUUUAAUCAAAGUCAGUCAUUGGUAUUUGAGUAACACAAGCCAAUGUUUUGGGUUAUAGUCCUACACUGAAUGACUGUCCCCAGCUACUCUGCUCACCCAUGUGAGCACUACACUACUGCACAUUCAAUCCUCCAGAAUGUGCUCCUGCAUUCUGUGAUGAACCUGUUUUCCUCAAAUGCAGCAAGUAAAAGGCAUUUUUACUGUUUAAAUACCCCUCUGAUAGGAAACUCUGUUCAGAUAGGUUUUAUCAUGGUGAUUACCUCCAACCCUUAAUUACAUUACUUAGAACAUUGUUCUUAGUACCACAGAAAUAUUUUCAACUUUGUAUCCUUCUUUAAGUUCUCAAAAACUUUGAAAAGUAUGGUGAGAAACAAUGUAUCACACACAGGGGACAAAUCACUGCAGGAGGUAGACAGUAAAAUAAAAAGGAUGACAAGGUUUGAAAUGAGACUUGAAAUUGUAGUCUGCAUAUUUUGUAUCUUAAAGCACUUCUGAGUGCUUUAUAAAUUAAAAAAGACAUUUUUGCUGAUGAGGAUGGUGAAACACUGAAGGAGGUUGUCCAGACAGACGCUGGGUGUCCUAUCCCUGGAAACAUUCAGGAUUGGAAUGGGUGGGGCUCUGAGCAACCUGAUCCAGUUGAAGAUGUCCCUGUCUAUUGCAGGGGGAUUGGAGUAGAUGACCUUUAAAGGUGUCUUCCAACACAAACUGUUUGAUGAUUCAAUCCAUACAUCUGUCCUAGUCUGCUUAGUGACUCCCAAACAGGACUUUUUACUUUUUUCCCUGGAUUUAAAACAAAAUACUGUCUAUAUGCAAGUCCUGCCAUGGCUGCACUAAAUUAACAUUGUCAGCAAUAAAAGCAAGCCCCACACUCUUGCGCAGUUCCUGCUCUGUGGCUUUACAGAGGUCGGCUGGAGAUGAUUUAAGCAAGGCCAGCUGCUCCUGCACCUUCUGCAAAGAACAGCCCGAGCAGGAGACUGAGCCGGGUGCUGCCAUCCCCACACAGACAAGCCCCAUCUACCUCACGGCACAGUCAGGUUCUAACCUCAGUGUUUCUGGAACAGUGCACUAAAACAACAAAAAUCCCCAACAGAAUACAGCAUCUGCCGCCACCUCAUCUUGCCUCUUAUCAGCUUGUUUGCAGGGCAAGAGGAAAGUGUACUAAACUUUUUCUCAUUUUUUCCCUCUCCUACCCCCAAUUCUUUUCUGACAGCACGCUACAAGUGAAAGUCUCGGAGCCGCAGAAUUCAAUAGACAUGAACACAGAAAAUGAACAUUUGAAGUCCAUAAAGAUGUGCCUUAAUCAGCCCACUGAGUGGAAUCUGAGUUUUUCAGCAGCAUCUCUCGCCAGC